Molecule: messenger RNA, 2076 nt
Organism: Penicillium pulvis
Lineage: Eukaryota; Fungi; Ascomycota; Eurotiomycetes; Eurotiales; Aspergillaceae
Product: neutral/alkaline ceramidase
Exons: 1
Coding region: 1-2076 (691 amino acids)
Biological process (GO): long-chain fatty acid biosynthetic process; ceramide catabolic process; sphingosine biosynthetic process
Cellular component (GO): extracellular region
Molecular function (GO): N-acylsphingosine amidohydrolase activity
Source: RefSeq, a predicted model, not a curated record
AUGAUCAGCGCGGUAGUCCAAGUCCCCUUUUCAGGUUAUGGACAGCUCAACCAGACAGGGACCGGUCUCCGCCAGAGAACUUACGCUCGGUCAUUCAUUUUUGCUGAUCCUGCCAACCUCACUAGCUCUUUCAUUUACGUGGUACUCGAUACUCAAUCGGGUGAUACUGCAGUUCGACAUGGCAUUCUUCAAGGGCUUCGAAACCUUGGAGGGAAAUAUGGAAAUUUUGGAGAACAUAAUGUCGCUGUGUGUGGCACACACCAGCACUCUGGGCCGGGGGGAUGGAUGAAUUACUUACUUCCUCAGAUAGCGACACUUGGCUCUGAUAAGCAGACUUAUAACGCAAUUGUUGAGGGAACUCUUCUUUCGAUCCAAAGAGCAUAUGACAGUCUUGCCCCCAGCACGAUCAGCGUCGGUACUAUCGAUAUUCCGGAUGGAAAUAUCAACCGCAGCCCAUAUUCUUACUUGGCAAACCCGGCAGCUGAACGAGCUCAGUACAGUUCGGAUACGGAUACAACAAUGACACUCCUGGCGUUCGAUCGUCUCUCAGACGGUAAAACUACUGGUGUAUUGUCAUUUUUCUCUGUGCAUGGCACCUCGCUCUACAAUAACAACACGCUCGUUACAGGAGACAACAAAGGUGUUGCAGCCUAUCUCUUUGAGAGAAGCGUUGCUAACGAUACUCGAUUUGCUGAUAAUUUUGUCGCUGGCUUUUCACAAUCAAGCGUUGGAGACUCGAGUCCCAAUGUGUUGGGCCCAUUCUGUGAAGAUACGGGAUUGCCGUGUGACUUCAAAACCAGCACAUGCAAUGGCCGGACUGAGCUUUGUCAAGCGCGUGGCCCUUAUUUCAGCGAAGGUGACAACGGAGCCAAAAGUGCAUUUGAGAUGGGCCGUCGCCAAUACAACGCCGCAUUUCAGCUAUAUGAGCAAAUAGCCUCCGGCUCGGGAGUACUGCUCUCGGGAGAAUCGGCGGUGGCGUCUUACCAUACGUACCAGAACAUGUCGGGUUACGAAUUCAUUUCUCCGUUCAAUGGUAGUCUUCAAUCGACUUGUUACGCAGCCUUGGGUACUUCAUUUGCAGGAGGAACCAGUGAUGGACCGGGGGCCUUUGAUUUUACUCAGAAUAAUACGUCUCCCAAUCCCUUUUGGCAGCUCGUGCGGGGUGGGCUUCACCAGCCAGGGCCUACACAAAUUCAGUGUCAAUCUCCCAAGCAGAUCUUGUUUGACGUUGGAGCUAUGAACAAACCAUAUGCUUGGGCUCCUGAUAUUGUUGAUGUUCAAGCCCUUCGUCUUGGCCAACUCCUUGUCAUAGUUUCUCCAAGUGAGAUCACCACUAUGUCUGGACGUCGAUGGAAAGCCGCCAUUGCGGGCGCGGCCGAAAGUGUUCUAUCCAUCCCCGAUCCUAUCAUUGUUCUGGCAUCUCCAGCAGACUCGUACGCACACUACAUCACAACAGAGGAGGAAUACGCCGUGCAGCGUUAUGAAGGGGCAUCAACCCUUUACGGACCCAAUCAGCUGGCGGCAUACGUGAACCUUAGUCUGACAUAUCUGCCAUAUCUUGGAGUCUCAAAAGAGGUGGUCAGAUUGCCCAAACUCCCUGAAGGCCCCAGCCCUCCAGUUACUACGAGUUACUCUCUCUCAUUCAUCCCUGCUGUCGUCUUCGACAGCCCUGCUAUUGGCCAUUCGUUUGGGGAUGUCCUAUCUUCUUCGCCAACCCAUGUCUACUCGGUGGGAGAUUACGUUUCAGCCACCUUCGUUGGGGCUAAUCCGCGUAAUGACCUGCGCUUAGAAAAAACUUAUGCAGCUGUGGAAAUGAAAAUUGACGGUAUUUGGGAAGUUGUACGCACUGACGCGGACUGGAACCUGGUCUUUCAAUGGAAGCAAACAAACGUACUGCUGGGUACGAGUCAAGUGAGCUUGACCUGGCAGAUUGAGGAUCCGUACUACCUUUCAGGCUGGGGCAAGGCUCUACAAAGCGGGACAUAUCGUCUGCAUUAUUAUGGAGAGUCCAAGGAUCUGUUUGGGACCAUCUCCUCUUUUGAGGGAGUGGGACCUGAGUUUAGCCUCCAAAUAUAG